Molecule: messenger RNA, 2245 nt
Organism: Perca flavescens (yellow perch)
Lineage: Eukaryota; Metazoa; Chordata; Actinopteri; Perciformes; Percidae
Product: protein NLRC3
Exons: 4
Coding region: 242-2245 (667 amino acids)
Source: RefSeq, a predicted model, not a curated record
CUAAAAAGUGAAUUUCCAUCCCUGUUGAUCUUACUCUCUGUGUAACAGGAUCCAUCAAAGACCAGACUCUGCUGAACCUGAACCCAGCUGUGUGUCCUUCAAGAGUGACCGGUCACAUGAACGCUUUAUUGACUUUAAAGAUCAACAACCCUCUGCUGAAAAGAGAGUGGACCAGGAGAGCUCAGAGGUUCCCAGUGGUCAGUCUGCCCAGCAGCAACAAACAGACCUGGACUCCAUAUUUAUGCUGCUGGAGGAGAACAUCGGCACUUUUGUGAAGAACGAGCUGAAGAAGAUCCAGAAGCUGCUGAGUCCAGAUUACCCAGAAAGCUUAGAAAAUAAGAGCAAGAGUGAGGAUGAAGAGCAGAGGAGCAGCAGAGAGGCAUUUCUGAAGAUCACACUGCACUUCCUCAGAAGAAUGAAGCAGGACGAGCUGGCUGACGAUCUGUUGAACAUUUGUAAAUGUAAACUCAAGACUAACCUAAACAAGAAGUACCAGUGUGUGUUUGAGGGGAUUGCUAAAGCAGGAAACACAACCCUUCUGAAUCAGAUGUUCACAGAGAUCUACAUAAUGGAGGGAGGGACUGCAGAGGUCAAUGAUGAACAUGAGGUCAGACAGAUUGAAACAGCAUCCAGAAAACCAGACAGACCAGAAACAACAAUCAGACGAGAAGACAUCUUUAAAGCCCCACCUGGAAGAGAUGAACCAAUCAGAACAGUGAUGACUAUGGGAGUGGCUGGCAUCGGGAAAACAGUCUUAACACAGAAGUUCACUCUGGACUGGGCUGAAGACAAAGCCAACCAGGACAUCCAGUUUAUAUUUCCAUUCACCUUCAGAGAGCUGAAUGUACUGAAAGAGAAAAAGUACAGCUUGGUGGAACUUGUUGAUUACUUCUUUAGUGAAACCAAAGAAGCAGGAAUCUGCAGGUUUGAAGAGUUCCAGGUUGUGUUCAUCUUUGACGGUCUGGAUGAGUGUCGACUUCCUCUGGACUUCCACAACACUGAGAUCCUGACUGAUGUUACAGAGUCCACCUCAGUAGGUGCGCUGCUGACAAACCUCAUCAGGGGGAAACUGCUUCCCUCUGCUCACCUCUGGAUUACCACACGACCUGCUGCAGCCAAUCAGAUCCCUGCUGAGUGUGUUGACAUGGUGACAGAGGUCAGAGGGUUCACUGACCCACAGAAGGAGGAGUACUUCAGGAAGCGAUCCAGAGACAAGAAGCAAGAAAACGGAAUCAUCUCCCACAUCAAGACAUCACAAAGCCUCCACAUCAUGUGCCACAUCCCAGUCUUCUGCUGGAUCACUGCUACAGUUCUGGAGGACAUAUUGAAGACCAGAGAGGGAGGAGAGCUGCCCAAGACCCUGACUGAGAUGUACAUACACUUCCUGGUGGUUCAAUCCAAAUGGAAGAACGUCAAGUAUGAUGGAGGAGUCGAGACAGAUCCACACUGGAGUCCAGAGACCAGGAAGAUGAUUGAGUCUCUGGGAAAACUGGCUUUUGAGCAGCUGCAGAAAGGCAACCUGAUCUUCUAUGAAUCUGACCUGACGGAGUGUGGCAUCGAUAUCAGAUCAGCCUCAGUGUACUCAGGAGUGUUCACACAGAUCUUUAAAGAGGAGAGUGGAUUGUACCAGGACAAGGUGUUCUGCUUCAUCCAUCUGAGUGUUCAGGAGUUUCUGGCUGCUCUUCAUGUCCAUUUCACAUUCACCAACUCUGGAGUCAACCUGCUGUCAGAAGAACAAUCAACAUCACAAAAGCCUAAUCCCUUCAGAGUCAAACCUAAACUUAAACGUCUCCAUCAGAGUGCUGUGGACAAGGCCUUACAGAGUCCAAAUGGACAGCUAGACUUGUUCCUCCGCUUCCUCCUGGGUCUUUCACUGCAGACCAAUCAGACUCUCCUACGAGGCCUGAUGAUACAGACAGGAAGUAGCUCAGAGACCAAUCAGAAAACAGUUGAGUACAUCAAGACAAAGAUCAGCGAGGAUCUGUCUGCAGAGAGAAGCAUCAAUCUGUUCCACUGUCUGAGUGAACUGAAUGAUCAUUCUCUAGUGGAGGAGAUCCAACGGUUCCUGAGUUCAGGAAGUCUCUCCACAAAUAAACUGUCUCCUGCUCAGUGGUCAGCUCUGGUCUUCAUCUUACUGUCAUCAGAGAAAGAUCUGGAUGUGUUUGACCUGAAGAAAUACUCUGCUUCAGAGGAGGCUCUUCUGAGGCUGCUGCCAGUGGUCAAAGCCUCCAAGAAAGCUCUGUAA